Podarcis muralis (Common wall lizard) is the source of this 1231-nucleotide messenger RNA. Lineage: Eukaryota; Metazoa; Chordata; Lepidosauria; Squamata; Lacertidae. The record is from RefSeq and is a predicted model, not a curated record.
UGAGCGCAUUCAUUCACGAGGCUGGCUGAGGGGGAGGAGCUUUCCUGCCUUUGCUUCACUGCGGCGCGCUUCUUCUUAUGAAUGAAAGCGGCUUGCCCGCUCGUCUGGAGCGGAGGAAGGAGCCCCGGACAGGUUGGAGAUGGCUGGACCCAGAUUUAUUUCCAACAGAACAUCCCACCACUCUUUGCUAUCGAAUUCUGAUUAUACUUGGGAAUAUGAAUAUUAUGAAUACGGGCCAGUUUCCUUUGAAGGCCUCAAGGCUCAUAAGUAUUCGAUUGUGAUUGGGUUUUGGGUUGGCCUUGUUGUCUUCGUCAUUUUUAUGUUCUUUGUACUGACCUUGUUGACCAAGGCGGGAGCACCACACCAAGACACUGCGGACUCUUCUGAGAAAAGGCUCUGCAUGAACAACUUUGUGGCAGACUUUGGAAGGCCUCUCGAUUCUGAUAGGAUCAUUUCUCAGCAGGCUGCUGAGGAAUCCAGGCUGCUUUUUCACUGCUACAUCAAUGAGUAUGAGAACAUGGACCGGGCAAAGCAAUGCCAGAGAGUGCCAGUUAUGGACAGUAACAUCCAUUUUCAGGAAGUAAUUCAGAGCAGUGAGGGACUGGAGGAGGAGCUGAAUAGCCAUGCAAAAUUCAACAUCCCCAACUUUGUGAACACUGACCAGAAUUCUUCCCUGGGUGAAGAUGACCUGCUGAUUUCAGAGCCGCCUAUCAUUUUAGAGAGCACACUGAGUCCAGCCUCCCACCAGAUUAUUGACUGAAGAACAUUGAGCAAGGUAUUCCUUACAUUAAAACAGAACACAUUUCUCCUUUACUUUCUAUCCUCUCUUUCAUUGGUGAAUACAGGACUACAGUUGAAUACGCUCUGGUAACCAGCAUUGGAUAGUUCUAUGUGGUCUUUUAAAGUGUUUGUUGAAGCCAGAGCUUUUUACACUGCUUAUCGUUUUAUUUCAUUUUAUUUCUAGAAGUACAGCACAGCUGUUUAAUAAGGAAGUUAUCCAUGCUGGAAUAUGAUGGGAUGUGGGAGUUGUUGGAUUGUGUACAUGUGAAGCCCCUGAGUGUGUUUGAAAGUCACAAAACUCUUAAGCCUUGCAUUUAAGCAAGCUAAGAACACAACCCUCCAAAAACUCAAUUCAGAGGAAGUCAAUUGUACCUAAGUGUUGAAAUACAGUGGUACCUCGCAAGACGAAUGCCUCGCAAGAUGGAAAACUCGCAAGACGAAAGGGUUUUUU